This is a messenger RNA of Staurois parvus, 261 nucleotides long. Lineage: Eukaryota; Metazoa; Chordata; Amphibia; Anura; Ranidae. The record is from the annotation of a GenBank genome assembly.
CUGCUGGGCACUUGUGGGCGGCACUGCUGGGCACUUGUGGGCGGCACUGCUGGGCACUUGUGGGCGGCACUGCUGGGCACUUGUGGGUGGCACUGCUGGGCACCGAUCAUCAGGGCACUGAUCAUCAGUGCCCUGAUGAUCGGUGCCAAUCCCUCCUCUGACAACUGCCGGCUCUUGGCAGUACUUUCCUCAUGCUGUGACAACCUGAUCAUGUGGUAAAAGGCCGCUGUGAUUGGCCUUUUACCACAUCAUGUGAUCAGC